This is a messenger RNA of Daucus carota subsp. sativus, 258 nucleotides long. RefSeq lists its product as uncharacterized. Lineage: Eukaryota; Viridiplantae; Streptophyta; Magnoliopsida; Apiales; Apiaceae. The transcript is spliced from 3 exons. The record is from RefSeq and is a predicted model, not a curated record. The coding region runs from base 1 to 258 and encodes 85 amino acids.
AUGAGCAAAAAAUGGCAAAAGCUGAUAUGGGCAACAGCUGAAGAUUUGGCUAGGAAUAAAGGUCGGGUUCUGUCAUUGUAUCGCCAGAUAUUGAGGAGCCUAAACUCACCCAAUUUGCCACUGAACUUGGCGGCUCGAUUAUCUAAGAAAGCAGAGGUCCGUGCCAUCUUUAUGGUGGCUGCUGAGGAACGACCACACAGCAUCAUAACAUAUCCCAGCUCGACUGACAUGAUCACAGCAGAAUGGGCUAUGGCUUAA